Messenger RNA from Chiloscyllium plagiosum (whitespotted bambooshark), 5172 nucleotides. The record is from RefSeq and is a predicted model, not a curated record. Lineage: Eukaryota; Metazoa; Chordata; Chondrichthyes; Orectolobiformes; Hemiscylliidae.
CACCACCUCAGUACUGCACUGGAGUGCCAUCUCAAGUUUUACACAUGAUUCUCUGGCAUGAGCCUUGUAUCCCUGAAACUAACCAUGUCUGAAACCUUUUAAGUAGCGCGUUGAGAUGCAACUCAAAAUGUUGACUGCUUUUGUCAUAAGGAAGCGAUGAAGGUCCCGCUUAUAAGAGCAAUGUGAAACAAGGAAGCUGGUGACGCUUAGACUGAAGGCUGUAUUUUUGGAAUUGGUGGUGGCUUUUUCCCGCAGAGCAAAUGUGGUCCCCUCUGAUUUGCAUUUGUACCUUUGACGGGACAUGUUAUCUAUGCAGUGCUCUCGUCAGGGUGGAGCUAGACUUGCAGGACAAAGUAGGAUGCUGUGCAGCAAUAAAAUGCGAUAAGAUUAAUGGCACAUUUUAAACCCCUUGAUAUCUCCCUCACACAGUUGAUGCUGACAGUUUAAAAAUACGUAUUUAACAAUAAUGGGAAUCGAGCUGUUUUAGGACUGGACUUUUAUCCACACGGAGGUUAAAGAUGGAGUCCCUUCGAAGUUGGCGGACUCUCUGAGAUGGUCGGUGGGAGCACGCAACUGGAUGCACUGGCGAAUGCGCGACGACCCGAGCCUCCCCGAUUCCAGCACUGCCCGCCUGACCAGCCCACGCACUUCCGCCCGUUCCGCAACCGGGAGCGGGAGAUUGUCAACAGGACCCUGCGCUUCCUGGACGAGAGUGGAUUUUACUGGGGCCCGCUCACUGUGGCUCAGGCUCACGCCUUGCUGAUGAUGGAAUCGGUGGGCACUUUCCUAGUUCGGGACAGCUCUCAGGCCAACCACCUGUUCAGCUUGAGCGUCCAGGCUGAGAACGGACCGGUCAGCAUGCGGAUCCUGUUUGAGAAGGAGCACUUCUGGUUCAACGGUGCCUGCUUUGACUGCGUGGUGAAACUUCUGGAAUACUGUGUGGACAGCACCCAGGUAAAGCCCUUCAGGUUUGACUGUGGGGUCUCUGUGGUUUUUUCCAAACCCUUGAGGAAAAACCCCAUCCUGAAUCUGAAGCAGUUGUGCAGGAAGAACAUAAUCGGCCAUUUUGGCAUUGAAAGCGUGCGGCAACUUCCUUUAGUGCCCCGGCUGCAGCAGUACAUGGAGGAAUUUCCGUUCAAACUGUAACUGAGGGACCGCCGGGAUUUUCUGUUUGGAAUUGAUCGCUGGUGGAGAUUGGGAGUUUGGAGGAAGGAGUGCAUCCACACCCAGCGAGGAGCACCAGGUUCUUGGGGAUGCCACCAACGUCCUCCUGGUUGCGGUGUUCCCUUUGCCCAGAUGAUGUGACCCAGACGUAGGAGUGCCGUUGGCCAGUGGAUGUAUACGGGCAGUGUACAGUCAGGAAGGGUGCACAUCGAGAGCCGAGCAAGCUCCCGAGCACUUACUGCCUCAAGUAGGAGGCUGGGAAAAGACGCCGGCAUUUUCAGUCAAUCAUUUCUGAAGGAUAUGGAGACAUCGUUUUCAUUCUUUCAAAGAAGACCUUGUCUUGUGGUUCCUUUUGGAGCCAGCACUGAGGAGUAUUUAGUUAUUCAAAAGCAUUAGUUUGCAGAAUUUUUGUCAAUUAUUUUAAUGUUAUAUAUUCAUAUCUAUAUUUUAAUAUGUAAUUAAACAGUGAACUGGUUUGUUAGAAUGCAGUUUGUCAACAAUCUGGUACAGAAGGAGAGACUGGUCAGAAUUGAGUUACUGAAGCCCCAUUCAUCUUCUGAUCAGCCUGUUCUUAACUGUCAUGACACAGGUCUGGGGCAGGUGGGACUUGAACCCGGGCCUCCUGGCUUAGUGGUGGGGACACACCACCACACCAUAAGAGACCCAGUUCCAUCAGCUGCUGUGGUGGGCUUUGGACCCAUGUCUCCAGGGUGUCACCGUAAGCUUUAGAAUUGUUUGCCCAGUGGUGUUAGCGCUACUGUACUGUUGCCUCUCCCAUUCCUCCAUUAGGGCAGCACCGUGGUUAGCACUGCUGCCUCACAGCGCCAGGGACCCGGGUUCGAUUCCAGCAUAGAGAGACUGUGCAAUCUCCGCACAGACAUUCUCCCCGUGUCUGCGUGGUUUUCCUCAGGGUGUUCUGGUUUCUUUCCACAGUCCAAAGAUGUGCAGCUGAGGUGGAUUGGCCAUCGGAAUGCAGGGUUACGGGCAGAAGGUAGGGGACUGGAUCUUAUACGGAUGCCCUUCAGAGGGAUCAAUCUGGACCUGAUGGGCCAAAUGGCCUGUUUCCACACUGUCGGAUUUUAUGAUCCAUGUCGAUUGUGUAUUAUGAGUGUUGCAAGCGUCUUGCAGCAAGGCCAAAGUAUGUUGGGGGUGAAUUGGGUCAGCUUCUGACAGGUCAGCCCUAUGUAACCCACCUGCACUCAUUACUCAAUCUAUUACGUAAAGAAGGGUGGCCUGGAUAAGCAAGUAACUCCUCCCUUGCCUUGUCAGCCACCCUGAUCCCCAGCGUGAAUCUGCCUCUUUGAUAACGGGAAAGCAAACAUUGCCACAAAUGUAGAAUGUUGGAAAAAGGAAUCUAUCGUACAGACAAGAUCACCCAAUGAUUUCUUAAUUAUUCCAAUGAAAAUAUCUAAAUCUGCUCAGGUCACCAUGCAGUUCAAUGGACCAUCCCUUUGAUUGGAUUCCAAGCCGAAACUCACUCUGUGAUCUCUGUUGUUUGUCAGUCCGGAACCCUUAUUCGAUUCCACCAUAAUUACUCUGUGGUUCCAUACUCAUGGUUUGUUUAUUCAAGUCUGUCGAACAGUUUUGAUUUCUCACAAUGAAGCUGGCUUUGUUCCCCCAUCUUGAUUCUGAGUUUAUGUCAAACCCCAGUUAGAAUCUAUGCAGAAAAUUAAUCCUAACCUCUGCUGUCUCCAGUUAAUAAGCAAGGUUAAUAAGCACUUCUACACUGGGAAUCAAAAUCAACUUUUUGCUCCUAAAAGUUUUAUUUGAAUAGUAUUUCUUAAUAAAGAAAGUAAAAGGUUUUAUGAAACAAGUCUUUUCUUAAUGAUUUAUUGCGAAUUUCGAGGUUAAUAAUGGAAGUGAUAAUUACCAAUUGCAGUGAACAACAACAGCUUCUGACAGCCUAGAUCAAUGCUGUAGGAGCCUAUCAUUUGGCACUGAUAUGAUCUAUGGACAACUCAACUGAUGUCCCAUGGAUGUUAGAGUUCCCCAUUCAACCCAGAACUAAAUCCAGAUAGGAAGAAAAGUUCGGUUUGGGGUCCAAUAUCUACAGGGUGAGAAUGUGUCACUUCUACAUUCAGUCAAACUGAAUCAAUCAGACCUCUAUUUAAAUAGAAAGAUCGGGUCAUUUCUACGCAUUUCACUCCUGGGACAGACUGCUGAAAAACUGCUAUGCUCUUGAGCAGGUGACAAUCUUGAGAGAGAAUGAUUGGCAUUUAUUGGGUGAUGGGCUAGCCUCGAGGGCAAUUAGGUUUGGUCGACAGACAGUGGCCUUGCCAGAGAAGCUCACGUUCCACCAAAGAAUAACAGAAGAGCUUGUGAGAAUUCUCUCCGACGUGUGCUUGGAUACUGUAGAAGUUUGUAUCGUUGUCCCAAGGCGUUGCUGUUUUUUGCAGCAUGGUUAAUAAUUUCAUGUAAUUUGAAAAGGGCAGUGUCUGGCUUACAUAGUGGUUCCUCCCUUUUUAUUCGUGACAUUUCUGUGUGCUAAAUACCAAAUUUGCACACAAUCAUAAUGCAGUUUCAAAAUUCCCUCUCUAAUGUCCAAACACUUCGGCUUUCCUGAAGACCUCAUUCUCUAUGCUCAGCAACCAUGUGCUCACUCUGAUUCUAUAUCCAUCAAGCAAAACUGCACCCAACUUUGCUCCCAAGUCUGGCCAGCCAGUGAGCAUCAGACUGCAUACUGCUUGGGCUCUAUAAUGGCUAAUGACGAGCCAGCAAGAAAAUAUAUCAACCUGCUCAGUAUCGAUAGGGCUAGAUCUCAGGAUUCUUAUCUAACCAAGUCCCCCUGAGCUGAUUCCUUCCAUGACACAUUGCUAGUCAAAGUCACCCAAUGCAUCCCUCAAUAAAUGAGGUCCCUUAGGUUUGAUUUGAGCUAGCUUCAUUAAUAGUUGGAGGUAAGAUGUUCAAACUGACAUGGGUAACUUGAGGAGGUGAAAUUUAGUUAAAGUUAACCUUGUAAGUUAGUUUUUUUUAUUGGUUCAUGGGAUGUGGGUGAUGCUGACUUGCCCAUUCCUAAUGAGUCAACCAUAUUGUGAUGGGUCUGGAGUCUCAUUUAGGCCAGACCAGGUAAGGACAGCAGAUUCCCUUUGUCAAAGGCAUUAGUGAAUCAGAUGGAUUUUUACAAUAAUUGAGAAUGGUACAUGGUUGCUAGCUUUUCAUUCCCAUUUUAUUGAAUUUAAAUUUGACCAUCUGCCAUGUGGGAUUUAAACCCAACAUCCCCAGAACAUUAGCUGAGGGCUUCUGGAUUAGCUAGUCCCGUGAUUUUACCACUACACACCACCUCCCAAUCGCGGAUGUAAGAAAGAAACAGAUAGGACAGACAGCAUAGAUCUUAGCUACUGCCUUUCCAGUUCCAAGGAAGAGAAAUGCUGAUUUCUCUGCACACAGGUAACCAGAGCUUUUCCAGCAAUUUCUGCUUUUGUAACUUUGACUCUGCUGUUGUCGGAUGGAGAUUAGAGGUAGUAAAAGUAUAGGCCCGGAGUGACAGGAAAGAAUUGUGGUCAUUCAUUGAGUGCACAACUGAGUGGAUAAAUGAGCCUAAAACGGUAAGAAUCUUAGAAUCAUACAGCAAAGAGGGAGCCUAUUCAGACCAUUGUGUCUGUGUCUGUUCUUGGACAGCGCUGGUCACUUAUUCUCCUGCCUUUUCUCUCAAACUGUUAAUUAGUUUUAUUCUUCAAGCAUCCACCUUCACUUUGAAAGCUGGUUUGGGGCCUACUCCCACCCGUGUGGCUGACCGGACAUUUGCAUCUGAACAACCCUACCCAUUGGGAAGCCAGUUUCCUUGCCCAGCCCCAAUUCUUUUGACAAUGUUGAACUGUACCCUCCAGUUCCCAGAACAUUUGCACCCAAGUUUCCUAAUCUGAUAUAGGCCAAAAUUGUACAUGUUUAUGAAUGGAAGUAAAUCCUUUCCCAUACCCCUUGAUAAUGUGGAGAGGCCGGUGUUGGACUGGUGUGGACAAAGUCAGGAGUCGCAUGACACCAGGUUAUUGUCUAGCAGGUUCAUUUGAA